CAUACCGUAAAAGUGUCAUAAAAUGCAAAGGGCAGAUUUUCUUUUCAAAUAGUCAUGAACCGUAUAGGUCGGAAGCAUACAUUCUCCCGAAAACGUAUCGGAUAUGUGUAACAACUCACGUAUAGUUUCUCAGCGUCGAAAGGUGUAGAGUGUAUGAUAAUUCUACAGAACAAAGUAGAACCAGGAAAUGAUGUCAUGGAGGUCGAGGCUGUAGCACAGUUCAGUUGGGCAGAUUGGCUUGUGUUCGGACUUGCACUUUUGUUAUCAAUACUUAUAGGAUUUUACUAUGGAUGUACAGGAAAGAAGCAAAAUACUACCGAAGACAUUUUACUUGGCGGAAGAAAAAUGUCUGUGUUUCCAGUGUCCGUGUCGAUCGCCGCUACACUCCUUUCAACGAUAGGAAUUAUUGGUUUCCCAUCAGAAGUAUAUCACCAUGGCACUAUGCUUUGGUUAGUAGUGACCGGGGUGUCAAUUGCGUUCCUGGUAACCGCCCAUGUUUAUGUACCGAUUUAUCAUGGUUUAAAGUUAACCAGCGUUUUUGAGUACCUUGAAUUACGCUUUAACAAGGCUAUUCGAAUCUUGGCAGUUGUUAUUUACUCAUUUCAAACUCUUGUCUUCAUCUCGGUAAACCUUUAUGCAUCAUCAGUGACACUUACACAAGUAAGUCGAAUACCUUUUUGGGGAACUGUGAUAUUGGACGGGAUCGUCUGUAUGCUGUAUACGUCAGUUGGUGGUAUUAAGGCAGUCCUUUGGGCUGAUACGUUACAGAUUGGUCUAAUGUUUUGAGGAUGUCUCGCAAUUAUCGUACAAGGAUCAAUUAACCUUGGAGGUCUUGAUGAAGUUUUUAGGAUAGCAGCUGAUCAUGGAAGAAUAGAAUUUGAUGAGUUGAGCCCAGAUCCCAGAACUCGCCAUACUGUGUGGGGCAUGAUUUUUGGAAUGGGUCUAUUAUACUCUGCUAUGUUUUCAAGCAAUCAGCACUUCGUUCAAAGAUACCUCACACUAAAUACUAAUCGAAAGGCACAAGGGUCUUUGUAUAUCAACGUCGUCAUAGCGUGGAUAGUUAUAAGUAUGUGUUGCUUGGUUGGAGUCGUGAUGUUUGCAUCAUAUGCCUCCUGUGAUCCGAUGAAACUUGGACAUGUGGACAUUCCAGAUAAGAUGAUAGGUCAUUUUGUCAUGGAUUUGUUUGGGUCUUUGAAAGGAAUGCCUGGGUUGUUUAUUGUCACAGUGACUGCAGCAGCCAUGAGCACAAUGUCAUCUGGACAGAACGCUCUCGCUGCUGUGUAUUUAGAAGAUGUGACUAAACCCAUUUAUACAGCAGUGCACAAGACACCCAUGACAGAAGCAUUUGCAACAAACAUAACUAAAUGUUUUGGUGUUUUCUUUGGAUUAGCAACGAUAGCAGUUACAUUCAUACUAGCAGAGGCAAAAGACACACUUUUAAUCAUUUUUUGGAAACUGUUCGGUAUUCUCGGGGGACCUCUUUUUGGAAUGUUCACAAUUGGAAUAUUGUGUCCUUGUGCUAAUGCUUGGGGUGCAGCUGCAGGGCUUGUCUCAAGUCUUGGGAUUCUCAUUUGGAUCAAUGCUGGAGUUCUGAUGUUUAAGAUUCGACCAAACAACUUGCCGACUGAUAUUUCGGGUUGUAUCGUAAACGCCUCUGAAUAUUACAACAAAACGACUGCAUCGGAGUUCCUCGACAUAGUGACAUCAGGAUACCUCAACUUAACACAGACAGGUCAUCCUUUCGAAUUAAACACGUCGUUUUCAAGUGUUACAGAUGGAGUACUUACUCUUGACGUAGAAUUAAGUAAAGAGUCUGGUAUAUUCUACCUGUAUAAUGUAUCGUAUGUUUGGUAUACGCUGAUUGCGUUGAUUGUCACGUUUGCUGUUGGUCUUCCUGUAAGCCUUCUCGCUGCUUGUGUAACAGGAAAAUAUAAAGCAGAAGACUUAGACGAGAGACUUUUUUGGUCGGUAUUUAAACAACUUUCCGGAUGUUGCAGAAGUAAGAAAUCGACGACAAAAAAUGGUUCUGUUUCGACAACUGUUUUUGUUGAAAAUCAAACUUUCGACAACGGUGAAAAUCAGUAUCGAAAGACACAGAAUACACAAGGGAUAGCCAACAAAGGGUUCUUCGAUUCCAAUAGACUCUGAAUUUCUUUACUGAAAGGAGAAUCUGCAUUUAUGAACUACAGUUUUUAUUUCAGUUAUAAACAUGAGAGAUUAAUUCUGAUGAUUACCCAUAAUCCUAUGCUGCAUGUAUCAUAAUUGCUGGAAUUACACCGGAAAAAACACUAAAAGCGCUUUAGUGGAAAGCGCUUUACAAAAUCGCCAUCCUGAUUACACCAACAUUUCUAAAGCGCCUUAGGAAUUUUACUUUGGAAUU
Molecule: messenger RNA, 2380 nt
Organism: Owenia fusiformis
Lineage: Eukaryota; Metazoa; Annelida; Polychaeta; Sabellida; Oweniidae
Source: the annotation of a GenBank genome assembly